CCACCGCUCUUUGUUCAAAAGCGCGCUCUCUCUCUCCCUGUCUCUUUCUCUCUCUACUGAGUUUGAGAAGGACGAUGAAUUACGAGCAGAGGCUCAAAGCCGCGGCGAAGAUCAUACUCACUGAUGGCGCACGCGCCGGAGACGCGCGUGUCGACUCUGAAGAGCUCGGCGUCAAGGCUAAACUGAAGCCUCACCAGGUCGAAGGCGUGUCGUGGCUCAUACGCCGAUACAAUCUCGGCGUCAACGUCAUUCUCGGAGACGAGAUGGGACUGGGAAAGACGUUACAAGCUGUUUCAUUACUGAGCUAUUUGAAGGUUCAGAAGAUGUCACGUGGACCAUUUUUGGUAUUGUGUCCUUUGAGUGUGACGGACGGUUGGAUCACAGAGAUGGACACAUUUGCUCCAAAACUAAAGGCUCUUAGGUAUAUUGGUGAUAAAGAAAAUCGGCGCAUUCUACGCAGGACAAUCUACAAGCACAUAAAUGAACAGACCUCCUCAUCUGAUGAAUUGUCGUUGCCUUUUGAUGUCCUGUUGACAACAUAUGACAUAGCCUUGGCAGAUCAGGAUUUUCUUUCUCAGAUGCCCUGGAGCUAUGCAGUAAUAGAUGAAGCGCAAAGGCUCAAAAACCCUUCCAGUGUUUUGCACAAUGUCCUAAGAGAGCGCUAUCUCAUACCAAGACGGUUACUGAUGACUGGCACACCUAUCCAAAACAAUCUCACUGAACUUUGGGCUUUGAUGCAUUUUUGUAUGCCUUCAGUCUUUGGGAAGCUAGACGAGUUCCUUGCAACAUUCAAGGAAGCUGGAGAUCCCUCAUCAGGCCAUGAUACAACCAAAGUCAAGGAACAACUCAAAACCUUAAGAAGUAUCUUGGGAGCUUUCAUGCUCCGCCGUACAAAAUCUAAACUUAUUGAGUCUGGAGAUUUAUCCCUGCCACCGCUUACUGAGAUAACAGUGCUGGCACCAUUGGUCAGCUUGCAAAAGAAGGUGUAUAUGUCAAUAUUGAGAAAGGAGCUUCCUAAGCUACUUGCACUCUCUUCCGGAGGUUCAAAUCAUCAGUCCUUACAGAAUAUUGUAAUACAGCUUCGAAAAGCAUGUAGCCAUCCAUAUCUCUUCCCUGGUAUUGAGCCUGAACCAUAUGAAGAGGGCGAACACCUGGUUCAGGCUAGUGGUAAGCUUAUAAUCUUGGAUCGACUACUUCAAAAGCUACAUGAGUAUGGACACCGUGUGCUUCUCUUUGCACAGAUGACGCAUACCCUUGAUAUUCUGCAGGAUUUUCUGGAGUUACGAAAGUAUUCCUACGAGCGGCUUGAUGGAUCAAUUCGCGCUGAGGAGCGCUUUGCUGCCAUAAGAAGUUUCAGCACACAAUCAACAAAAAAAAGUUUGAAGUCUCAAGCUGAUCAAAAUGGUGCUUUUGUCUUCAUGAUCUCUACAAGAGCUGGGGGAGUUGGCUUGAACCUUGUGGCUGCUGAUACUGUUAUAUUCUAUGAGCGAGAUUGGAAUCCCCAGGUUGACAAGCAAGCUCUGCAGCGGGCACACAGGAUUGGUCAGAUGAAUAAUGUACUGUCAAUAAACCUAGUUACAGGACGUACGGUGGAGGAGGUUAUCAUGCGGAGAGCAGAGAGGAAAUUGCAGCUAAGCCAUAAUGUUGUUGGGGACAAUGUUAUGGACCAGGAUGGUAAAGAAACAAGUGGAGUUGAACCUAGUGACUUACGAUCCAUCAUCUUUGGGUUACAUCUCUUCGAUCCUGAUGAGGUCAACAAUGGUGUGCUUGAGAUGUCAGAACUGAAUACUAUGGCUGAGAAGGUAAUUUCAGUGCGGAAUAAACAAGUAACUACCAAGGAUGAGAGGAAAUUUGAGCUUAAUCCAGCAGAUGUUUUGAAUGGAAAUGAUCUUGUUGUAGGAGAAGGUUCCACUUCUCUUAGUUUCAAUUCGGGCUUUGAUGAAUCUUCAUAUCUCUCUUGGGUUGAAAAAUUCAAGAACGUGUCACAAGAAAAUAUGGAUAUGGGAAGCAGAAGAAAUCUACUCGAGGAAAAACGUCUAAAACUUGAGACUGCAAAGAAGAAAGCAGACGAGAAGAAGUUGUCAAAGUGGGAAGAGCUUGGAUACCAUUCACUGUCUGUUGAAGACCCUAUCAGCCCUGUGGAUAGUGAUAUGAUGUCUGAUUCAGGUUCUGUCCAAUUUGUUUAUGGGGAUUGUACACAACCAUCAAAAGUUUGCCCCUCUGAGCCUACCAUUGUUUUCAGCUGUGUUGAUGAUUCUGGACACUGGGGUCGUGGAGGAAUGUUUGAUGCACUGUCCAAGCUAUCUGCAAGUAUCCCUGAUGCGUAUCAACGAGCUUCCGAAUUUGGUGACCUGCAUCUGGGUGAUCUUCACCUUAUAAGAGUUUAUGGGGAUUCAGAUGAGCCUGGGAUGGACUCGAAUCCUUCUCAAUGGGUGGCUUUGGCUGUUGUGCAAUCUUAUAAUCCUAGGCGUAAAGUACCCCGCAGCAAGAUUUCUAUCCCUGACUUGGAAAGUUGCUUAUCGAAAGCAUCGUUUUCAGCUGCUCAAAGUUCUGCUUCAAUCCACAUGCCACGUAUUGGGUAUCAAGAUGCAUCAGAUCGUGCAGAAUGGUACUCCGUCGAACGCCUUCUACGAAAAUAUGCUUCUAUUUAUGGCAUAAAGAUAUACGUGUAUUAUUUUAAGCGGUCUGCUUGACGUUUUUGACUGAUCCUGCGCAAGACGAGGUCCUCGUAUUCCACAGAUGUAGCUAAUAGACUUACGUUAGCAAAAUGAACCCGUGCCGCCUUUCUUGUCAUGUAAAUGUGUUCACCUCCAGAGUAAAUAUGUUGACCUUUUCCCCUGUUUGAUAAUGUUCUAGUGUAGGAACUGGGAACAUGAAAACAUGAAGUGUUGUUGUGUAAAACCCUCAAAUGUAUGAGUGGUACCAAAUAUCUUCGGUUAAAAGAUUUGAAUCUUCCGGUUA
Molecule: messenger RNA, 2961 nt
Organism: Pyrus x bretschneideri (Chinese white pear)
Lineage: Eukaryota; Viridiplantae; Streptophyta; Magnoliopsida; Rosales; Rosaceae
Product: probable helicase CHR10
Exons: 17
Coding region: 75-2693 (872 amino acids)
Biological process (GO): chromatin remodeling; DNA repair
Molecular function (GO): ATP binding; ATP-dependent chromatin remodeler activity; DNA helicase activity
Source: RefSeq, a predicted model, not a curated record